This is a messenger RNA of Phialemonium atrogriseum, 1180 nucleotides long. Its product is annotated as S-adenosyl-L-methionine-dependent methyltransferase. The transcript has a single exon. Gene Ontology annotation, molecular function: trans-aconitate 2-methyltransferase activity. NCBI's taxonomy places the organism in Eukaryota, Fungi, Ascomycota, Sordariomycetes, Cephalothecales, Cephalothecaceae. The record is from RefSeq and is a predicted model, not a curated record. Bases 93 to 989 code for a protein of 298 amino acids.
UAUCAUUUUCAUUCAAUACGAUAGAAACACAUCAAUUAUUGACGCAACCAAGGCUGCCCUUUACAAAGACCUUGGCUACCAAGCUCUUGGAUAUGGCUUGGAGAGCAUCAGCAAGAAUUAUCACCACACCCUUGAGAUAUAGCCCCUCUCAGCAGGCUCAGCCCUUUCUCCGCUUCUCACAAUCCUAUUCUUCAACGGAAUUAACCAUGAAGAAAGACUGGAGUUCAGAGCAAUACCUUAAAUUCAAUGCUGAGCGCACCCGCCCGGCCCGAGACCUUCUCUCACAAGUCCAGUUACACUCCCCAAGACGGGUUGUCGACCUAGGAUGCGGACCUGGCAACUCCACCGAAGUGCUUGUAGAGCGCUUUCCAGAGGCCGAAGUCUUAGGGGUGGAUUCGUCGCCUGACAUGAUAGCAAAGGCGAAAUCCACGCUCCCGCAACUCGAGUUCCUGCUGCAAGAUCUGGUCACAUACAAGCCAACCGAGGCCGUGGAUUUGUUCUUCUGCAACGCCGUGUUGCAGUGGCUCCCACCUGUUCAGAGAAUCAGCAUCACGACGACUUUAAUCCAGUCACAACCCCCAGGCGGCGUAUUCGCAUUCCAAGUCCCGGAUAACCUAGCCGAGCCAUCCCAUACCUCGAUGAGAGCUGUUGCGGAAAGGGAACCGUUCGCCGGACUCCUCCGCGAGCACCAGCCUGUGCGCAGCCAGAUCGAAACGCCACAGCAACUGUACGACCAGCUGGGCCCCUACUGUUCCAGCAUCAACGUUUGGCAGACGCGGUACCAGCACGUACUCGACAGUCACGAGGAAAUUGCCGAGUGGGUCAAGGGCACUGGGUUGCGGCCGUUUGUUGACCCGCUGCCGGAGCGCGAGAGACGGGCUUUCCUUGAUCAGUAUCUCGGAGAGCUGAAGGCGGUGUAUCCCUUGUCGUCUGAUGGUAAGGUGCUGUUCCCGUUUCCGCGCCUCUUUGUUGUUGCAGUGCGAAAAUGAUUCUCGCUGGGUACGCUGGGUAUCGUCUUUGUCUUUUUUGUGGUUCUUUACGCUCGACAGAGCUAGCUAGUGAUACUGCUGUUGCCUUUAGCUCCGGCGGAGAAAGCAAUUUUGAAAUGGCUUUUCAGCUGGAGUGCAUCAGGUUUAUGUCCAUAGUCGAUAAUCUAGAGCAAAGGUCACCACCCGCAAAC